ACGAACUGAUCUGGUUCCCAACCAUGGCCUCAACACUCAAGCUCAUCUCACUACUAAUUUUAUCAUCCGCCAUAAUUCAAAUGGCAAUGGCUGACCCGGACAUUAUUUCGGAUUUCAUUAAACCUACUCCAAAUGCAACAGUAGAUGCAAACUACUUCACAUUCACUGGCAUGCGUGGUCUUGUAGGAACCACUCCUGCAACUUUCAGUGUAUCGAAGGCAACCUCAGCCGAGUUCCCUGCUAUUUUCGGGCAGAGUGUUUCAUACGCUGUCCUUCGAUUCCCAUCAGGUACAGUUAACCCGCUGCACACUCAUCCUCGUUCUGCUGAGCUCCUCUUUCUUGUCAACGGCACUCUUGAAGUGGGAUUUGUCGACACAAAGAACAAUUUAUUUACACAGACUAUGCAAACCGGUGAUCUGUUUGUGUUUCCCAAGGGACUUGUGCACUACCAGUACAACGCUGAUGCACAAAACCCCGCUCUAGCCAUUUCGGCGUUUGGAAGUGCAAGUGCUGGAACUGUAUCAAUUCCUUCCACAUUGUUCACCACCAAUAUUGAUGAUAAUGUGCUUGCUUUGUCACUGAAGACAGAUGUAGCCACCGUUGAGAAACUCAAGGCCGGACUUACUCAGAAGCCGUGACAUGGAAACUCAAAAUUAAUUGCUCAUUGUUUUGUAACUUUUGUUGCUUUGAAUAAUUAUGCAUUAUAUAUGUAAUUUCAAAUGGUAAGCCACGUACCCACGUACCAGCAAUUCCAUUACUUCAUCAUAUUUCUUUAAAGUUCAGUAAUACAUACAGUUUCAUCUAGUUAGA
Argentina anserina (silverweed cinquefoil) is the source of this 810-nucleotide messenger RNA. Its product is annotated as germin-like protein 9-3. The record is from RefSeq and is a predicted model, not a curated record. Lineage: Eukaryota; Viridiplantae; Streptophyta; Magnoliopsida; Rosales; Rosaceae. Gene Ontology annotation, cellular component: cell wall. Gene Ontology annotation, molecular function: manganese ion binding. The coding region runs from base 24 to 638 and encodes 204 amino acids. The transcript has a single exon.